UUUUAAAAAUUUGUCUUCCUUCCUUCAAUCCCUAGCUCCUGAAAAACCUAAUUUUGAUCAAGUGAACGAAAGAUGGCUGCCGCUAAUCUUCCCCUUUUAUUAUUAUUAUUAUUGCUGCUCUCUGAUUUCUCCUCUUCAGUGCUCGGCGAUCAGCUGAGCGCCAAGGACUGCGAGAAUCUAGGGUUUACAGGUCUCGCUCUCUGCUCCGAUUGCAAGUCCUUUUCUGAGUACGUCAAGGAUCAAGAGUUGGUGUCAGAUUGUCUCAAGUGUUGCACUGAUGAUUCUGAUGAUUCCAUGAGUAAGGUUACAUUCUCUGGUGCAAUUUUAGAGGUGUGUAUGAGAAAGCUUGUGUUCUAUCCUGAAAUUGUAGCAUUUAUUGAAGAAGACAGAGAGAAAUUCCCAGUCGAAGUUCGUUAUGCUUAUGCUUCCCCACCCAAGCUUGUAUUGCUGGACGAAGACGGCCAAGACAUUGAAUCAAUUAGAAUUGACAACUGGAAGCGUGAACAUAUUCAGCAGUUCCUGAAGGAGAAGGUGAAGAGCCCUGGUUCAUCAUCAAUCUGAGAAAAUGGCCGAGGACCCCUUUUCCUUCUGUUGCAUCCAAACUUCUCGUUGUGUCAGAAUUUAUGAUCAAAUUGUAUCACAAUCAUUCAAACUCACUUCUAUUAGCUGAAUCUUUCAAGCUUCGCUCUGUAAUAGCAACACUUUUGAUUUCCUUUGUUGCUAGAACUAGAAUUAAAGAAAGUAACGUGAUGGUUAAAUUUUAGUAUUUUAAA
Molecule: messenger RNA, 773 nt
Organism: Asparagus officinalis (garden asparagus)
Lineage: Eukaryota; Viridiplantae; Streptophyta; Magnoliopsida; Asparagales; Asparagaceae
Product: selenoprotein F
Exons: 4
Coding region: 73-561 (162 amino acids)
Cellular component (GO): endoplasmic reticulum lumen
Molecular function (GO): oxidoreductase activity
Source: RefSeq, a predicted model, not a curated record